AAUCGGCUGUCGCGAGGCUGUUAGGAGCGAUAGGCAUCCAAAUUGCCUGUAGAGAAGCGCCUGACAUAAGCGCCGAGCGACGCGACCUCAAGCCAAACACCAGUUGUCCGUCUCGACGCGGCAAAAAUAGAGAUUGCACAGAGCAGCUCAGGCCUGCAGUAAUAACUCGCGACGCGGCACGCCAUCGAUGCAGGAAGUAGCAUGAAGAUAGCGCUGCUCCUCCUCGCCGUCCAAGCACAGGAAACACCGACGCACUGCGGCCACCCCUGCCCGGCACGAGGCAGCCGCGGCCCGACGAAAAACGUCCACGGCUGGCGCAAGUGGAAGGACUUGGUGCACUACCACAUCGCGAAGAACGCGGGCACAACAUUAAGAAGCGUGGUCACGAAGCGCUACGGCGGCUUGGAGCUGCACGGGCCCGGCAAGAAGGCGUAUGGAGAAUACUUUAAUGAUGCCGGCCGCAAGUGGGCGGGCCGCUACUUCGUGGCCAUGGCGCGCGAGCCCACCUCCAAGCUCAUGUCGCAGUUCUUUUACGUGAGAGCGUCGCUCGGAGGUGAUUUCGGCACGUGGCACCGGUGCGUGACGUUUCAUGAAUAUGUUGAGUCCAAAAGGGCGCGGCACAACCACCAGUUUUCCCAAUUGGUCGCGGGUAGUAGAUUAGCAGCUUGUGAUCCGUCUCACAAUGUAUCGUACUUCAAGCGCCCGCGGCACGAGGCCGGUAUUACAAAAGCUCAAGAUGUUUGUAAGGGAGGCGCUGCGGUCCUCAAGAGCCGCAUCCUCGAGAUCCUGAGACAGCCUAGAUUAUUUGUUGGUUUGGUGGAGGACUUCGACGCUUCAUUAGUCUCAUUGCAAAGAGAAACAGGUUUACCGGACGCGACGUACUGCCACAAGCGCACGACGAAAGGUGCCCUAAACAAGCCGCGCCACUUGACGGAAGACACGCGGCACGCCUCAUCAAGGCGCAACGAGCUGGACGAGAUCUUCUACGAGGCGGCCCGAGAGGUGCACGCCUGGAAGCGGUGCUGCUACGGCGUCGACGACGCGGCCGUGGCGGACUUUCGUCGGAAGAAUUUGGAGUUCCAGCACUCGACGGGCUGCCACGUGAUUCAUGAUAGGAAACAGAAGGGUCUAGAUAAUAGAACGGUGGGAGACCCGAACUGGCACGGCCGCGGCACGGACCAGUACGGGGCCAAAUGUGCGGCUUUGGAUCCGAGAAAAUACGCGUUGCCGGGCGACUCGGACCAGUGGCGGCCGAAGGAGGACUGGUGCCCGCCUUCCUCGAAGCUCGUGGACGGGGACUGCGUGCCUCGUGCUAGUGUGUAAGUGGAUG
Molecule: messenger RNA, 1330 nt
Organism: Pelagomonas calceolata
Lineage: Eukaryota; Pelagophyceae; Pelagomonadales; Pelagomonadaceae
Source: the annotation of a GenBank genome assembly